Rhodamnia argentea is the source of this 931-nucleotide messenger RNA. RefSeq names its product glutathione S-transferase F9-like. Gene Ontology annotation, cellular component: cytoplasm. The record is from RefSeq and is a predicted model, not a curated record. The transcript has 3 exons. Bases 128 to 775 code for a protein of 215 amino acids. Lineage: Eukaryota; Viridiplantae; Streptophyta; Magnoliopsida; Myrtales; Myrtaceae. Gene Ontology annotation, molecular function: glutathione transferase activity; glutathione binding.
UUGGCUUCAUCUUCUAAUAAAUAAUAAGAGCGUUCUUUAUAAACCCCGAAACAGAGGGAGGGAGCCAACGCUGAAACAUUACUGGAGUUGACUGGUCCAUCAACGAGGGAGAAGAAGAGGAAAAAAAAUGGUGGUGAAGGUGUUCGGGCCUGAUUGCGGAAACCCCAAGCGGGUGCUGGUGUGCCUGAUUGAGAAGGGCGUCGAGUUCGAGACCGUCCCUCUCGAUCUCUUCAAGGGCGAGAACAGAGCCCCUGAAUUCCUCAAGCUCCAGCCCUUCGGAUCAGUCCCUGUGAUUCAAGAUGGAGACUAUACUCUGUUCGAAUCGCGGGCCAUAGCAAGAUAUUAUGCCGAGAAAUACAAGCACCAAGGGACCGACCUGCUGGGGAGGACGAUAGAGGAAAGGGGGCUCGUCGAGCAGUGGCUCGAAGUCGAGGCCCAGAGCUACAACCCGCCGAUCAAUGACCUCGCCCGCAAAAUCGUUGUGGGCCCAUUAAGGGGACUUACCCCAGAUCCGAAGCUGAUUAAAGAGAACGAGGAGAAGCUCGGUAAGGUGCUGGACGUCUACGAGGAGAGGCUGUCGAAGAGCAAGUACCUGGCGGGGGAUUUUUUCAGCCUCGCCGACCUGAGCCACCUCCCGAUGACGCAGUACUUGGUGGGGAAAAUGGAAAAGGAGUACUUGAUAAGGGACCGAAAGAAUGUAAGUGCGUGGUGGAAUGAUAUGUCGAGCAGGCCUUCUUGGAAGAAGGUCGUCGAGCUCUGGCCCGGUCUAUAUUAGGACCGUCUUGUAAGGCGUGCCGGAUGCACCCAGGCCCUUGGUCCAUGCCGAAGGAGGAGUCACUUUCCGUGGACUAGUGAGUCUCUCUGUGCCUAAUUAGUAUGUUACUACUCGAACCCGGUCGGCGAAUCUAGAGGAUCGAAUAAGCUUUUGUCG